AGAGGCGGCGCGCUUUGCUAAUCAUAAACAUGACGAUCACGCUGCUGGACGGCUAUAAAAGCUGCUCGAACACAGAGACGGACUUUAACAUCGCUCACAGCUGUGCACUUCAUGACCGUAAAGCUAUAAGAGCAUUAAUUACCUCAAUGAGCCGGCUUUUAUGGCUUUAUCUCGCGUAAAUGAUAGUUUGUUCAGCUGUUGAGACGGUCUCUCUCGCGUUUGGAGCUCGCCGCGCUUUCCAGAAGAAAUCACUUUAUUUAUUUCCUUCAGAACUUCUGCGUUUAUUUUGAAGUGUGAGAAAUAAGGAUGGUGUCUCAAACGACAGUAUCGAUCGUGUUUUUAGUUCUGGGAGGCAUGGCGUUGUUGUUCGGGACUGUCCUGGUGUUUGUGGGACCGAUCAUAAUUGAUGAUCAAAUAGUGAAGAAUGUGGAGAUCAAUCCCAAAAACGAUCUCUCCUACACCAUGUGGAAGGACAUCCCGGUUCCUUUCUUCAUGUCUGUUUAUUUUUUCCACAUCGUCAAUCCUGAUGAGAUCCUGAAAGGAGAAAGGCCCAUGGUGAUCCAGAGAGGGCCGUACGUGUACCGAGAAAAUCGCUGGAAGGACAACAUCACGUUUCAUGAAAACCACACGGUGUCAUAUAAGGAGUAUCGUCAGUAUUUCUUUGAGGAGAGCAUGUCUGUGGGCGACGAGUCUGAUGUGGUCACCAUCCCUAAUAUGCUGGUGCUGGGAGCAUCAGUGAUGAUGGAGAACAUGCCGUUUCCCGUCCGCCUUCUGCUCAGCACCACCUUCAAGACCUUUAACGAGGGUCCGUUCCUGACCAAACCAGUAGGAGAGCUGAUGUGGGGCUAUGACAGCAAACUAGUGGACUUCCUCAACAAAUACCUGCCCGGCAUGCUCCCGUCCAGCGGCAAAUUCGGCUUAUUUGCUGAUUUUAAUAACUCCAACACGGGGCUGUUCACCAUCUUCACCGGCCGAGACGACAUCCGCAAGGUGCACAUGGUGGACUCCUGGAACGGCCUCAAAAAUGUGGACUACUGGAGGUCUGAUCAGUGUAAUAUGAUCAACGGCACAGCGGGUCAGAUGUGGCCUCCUUUUAUGACCAAAGAGACCACCAUGCCCUUCUACAGCCCAGACGCCUGCCGGUCGAUGGAGCUGGUGUAUCAGCGGCCGCUGGUGUCCAGUGGGAUUCCUGUUUACCGAUACGUCUCUCCGAAAACUCUGUUUGCAAACGGGGCAGACUUUCCUCCAAAUGAAGGAUUCUGUCCGUGCAGGCAGUCGGGCCUGCUGAACGUCAGCUCCUGCAGACACGGUUCUCCAACAUUCAUCUCUCAGCCGCACUUUUAUAACGCUGACCCGCAGCUGCUGGACACAGUCAGUGGAUUGAGCCCAAGUGAAGAUGAACAUGGCCUUUUUAUUGAUAUCCACCCGGAGACUGGUGUGCCGGUGAACGUCUCUGUUCGGUUGCAGCUCAACCUUUUCUUAAAGAAAGUUUCGGGAAUCUCAGAAACAGGGAAUAUAGCGGAGGUGGUGAUGCCCAUGCUGUGGUUUGAAGAGAGCGGCUACAUCGACGGACCCGUCCUGCACACGUUUCGCACCAAUCUGGUGGUUCUGCCAAAGGUCAUGGAGUACAUGCAGUACAUCUUCAUCGCUCUCGGCCUCGCUGCCAUCCUGACUGCUGUCAUAUUAUUCCUCACCGAUAAGAAAGUCUGGAAAAAGUCUUCACAAACUCUCACACAAGCGGUCAGCACCAGAGUUUAUGACAACGUAAACCAUUCAAAACAGCAUCCGGCCAAUGAGACGCAGGCUGAGAAAUAUAACCAGAGCAACACAGGUAAAAAGUAAAACGAGUGGUUCGUCCAGCACAGAUGUGGAUCCAUCCAGCACAACCAGUGAAAAAGCCCCAUUACUACAGUCACCAACCAGCUGAACCAUCAUCCACAUUCACAAUAUUUAAAAGUUCCACAAAUAAAGCUUAUUUUAUUAUAACAAGCUGUGGAUGAUUGGACUGGAUCCAGUACAGAUGAUGCAUUAUGAACUCUUGUGUGUGUUUUUGUACAGCGGUUGGGUUCUCCAUGGAGUUUGCAUUACAUUUAGCAUUGAAAAACUGAGCAUCUGUGUUAUGGUCUGGGUUAGUUAAAUAUUUUUAUUUUGAAAAUACUUGAAUAUACAAGAUUGUGAAAUGGUGCACACUAAAAUUAAACAACACUGUCUAAACACUCUAAUUUCCUACCAGGAAAAAAACUAUUCAAAGUUAUCCUUUGGUAACCUUUAAUCUAUUGUAAAAAAAGGAAGUGCCUUGAACAUUUUCUGACAAUAUCGUGCCAUUAUUAACUUAAAUAUGCUGUCACAGCAGAUAAACAUGCUGAGCAUGCAUAUUUCCCAAUACUUUGAAUACAUGUGUUGAUAAUCAGUUUUUAAAGGUUCUCAGAGGAUGUAAAAUAUUGUUAAAUGUCCAUGUGUUUGCGUUUUUCUGGCUGUUAUAUAAAAUGAAAUAUUUUUUUUUUUUUUUUGUAUUUGAGGUUUAUAGUUUCAGAUGUUGUAAAAACUUUGGACAAAGGACAAAAAAAAGCAUGAGCCAUAUGAGCCGAAAUGUUUAACACCUUAUAAAUGGCGCUUUUAAUUGUGUAUCAAGAGAUUAUGACUGUUUUUACUAAACAUGUAAUUGUGGACUGAAUAAAUUGCGUUUCACAUCAAAAUCAGAUAUAAAUGUGGAACAAAAUAAGCACAA
Molecule: messenger RNA, 2728 nt
Organism: Danio rerio (zebrafish)
Lineage: Eukaryota; Metazoa; Chordata; Actinopteri; Cypriniformes; Danionidae
Source: RefSeq, a predicted model, not a curated record